This is a messenger RNA of Loxodonta africana (African savanna elephant), 2621 nucleotides long. It is a transcript of the gene NUDT17, whose product is annotated as nudix hydrolase 17. Bases 1474 to 2439 code for a protein of 321 amino acids. The record is from RefSeq and is a predicted model, not a curated record. Gene Ontology annotation, molecular function: NADH pyrophosphatase activity. Gene Ontology annotation, biological process: NAD+ catabolic process; NADP+ catabolic process. NCBI's taxonomy places the organism in Eukaryota, Metazoa, Chordata, Mammalia, Proboscidea, Elephantidae. Gene Ontology annotation, cellular component: peroxisome; cytosol. The transcript is spliced from 7 exons.
UAAACACUAAAUUAUUGCUCCUCCCCACUGUUCCUUAAAAGCGGCAACUCUAAAUUCGCUCAGUACCAUGGAUGUAAUUUGUCCCAGCAGGGGCCUUCAGUUCAUUUAAAGCAAUUAGGCCUUGUUUUAUAAUCUCUUUGGUUUCUUCUUACCAAUGUUUGUUUUCUCUAAUUAAUUAAACAUUUGAAUGUUAAUUAAUUGCCAGACACUAUACUAGACACGGAAACCCUGGUGGCAUAGUGGUUAAGUGCUACGGCUGCUAACCAAAAGGUCAGCAGUUAGAAUCCCCCAGGCACUCCUUGGAAACUCUAUGGAGCAGUUCUACUCUGUCCUAUAGGGUUGCUGUGAGUCGGAAUCGACUCAACGGCAGUGGGUAUGUGGGUAGUGGGUAUACUAGACACAGUAUACAAAGAUAACACGUUAUCUCUACCCUUGAGAUACUGUGUACAUCAUUACUGAACACCUACUAUGUGCCAGGCACUGGGCCAAGCCUUAAGGGUACAAAGAUGAAUAAGCAUUGACUGUACAGCCUAGUGAGAGGAGACAAGUACAUGUAAUUUUGGGGGGAGGAGGGAGCACCUAAAGUGAAGAAUUAUUAAGUUCAGAAAGGCAACAAAGGAAAAAGGGUCAGCAGGCAGGAAAGGAAGCACAAAGAAGGGGAUGCAAUCUGUAGUUUGAAAGAUGAUUUGCCAGAUGGAAGUAUGGGAUGCAGGGGCAGUCUGCUUCUAGAGGAAACUGCAAAUAGGAUAUGGUUAGAAAACAGAGUACGAGUCUUGCCAGGAUUAAAACGAGAGGCAAGGGCAAUGACUGGUGCCACACAGUGCUAAGGGUUUACCUUAUCUUAAGAGCAGUGGGAAGCAACAUAAGAUUUCUGUUUUAGAAAGAACACUCUGGCAGCACCAUAGAAGAUGACUAGGUUGGGGCAGGACUACUUGGAGACUCACCAUAGUAUUUCAGAAAGACUGUGACAUCUUGAACCAGAGCAAGGGAGGUAAAGACAUGAAUUUGAGAACAAUGGAAGGGCGGAAUCUGCAGCACUUUGUUACCCUUUGUGUAAAAUGAAGGAAAGGAGUGGCAAUGUCCAGAAUGUUUCUUGGGUGUCUGGCUUAGAGACUGAUGUAAUUAAUUCGAGGUGAUACCUGCUAUAACAUAUAUGUGUGCAUGUUAUACAGGGGUGGUUAUAGGUCAGCCCACAGCUGGUGGAAGAUGACAUGUGAGCCCAGGAAUCAUUCCAGGGUCAUUGUCCUAGACAGAAAAGAUGGAGAGAAAACAGGAGCUGAGGAUCAAGAGGUGUUCCUCUUUGCCAGGCAGUAACAUUACGCCCAUGGGUCGUCCCCAAGGGUUGCGUUUAGAUUUCCCGCUGAUGUUCAGGAAAGCCUGGCUUCCCGUCCACUCCGCGGAGCGCUCCGAGGCGAGGAGCCGCUGGGCCGCCAGAGGGCGCCAUGCGGGCCGCGGUGACCCAGGAGCUGCGUCAUGGCCGCCACGCGUGUGCUGCUGCUCCUGUCCGGGAACUCUGAAUCCGCGAGCUUCGCACGGAGCGUGUGUGGCAUCCUGGGCGCCGGGCCUGAGCUCGGGCCAUGGCCCACGUACUGCAGCUUCAAGCGAGGACAUCUCGUCCUCUCGGCCAGGCCGUUCCCAGGCGCAUCAGCCAGGCUUCCGCUCCAGCGACCCCCUUUCUGCCCUUUUGCGGCCCUGGACCAGCAACCCAGGGCCUCCGCGCCCGAGCUGCCCACAAACCGAGGUGUGGAUUUGGGUGUAGCCGUCGUUCUGCAGUCCAGUGACCAGACUGUCCUGCUGACACGAAGGACCCGCACCCUCAACAUUUCCCCCAAUCUCUGGGUACCCCCAGGUGGGCAUGUGGAACUUGAGGAGGAGCUGCUGGACGGAGGACUUCGAGAGCUUUGGGAGGAGAGUGGACUGCAGCUGCCCCAGGGCCAGUUCUCCUGGGUCCCUCUGGGGCUAUGGGAGUCUGCCUACCCUCCUAGGCUGAGCUGGGGUUUCCCCAAAUACCAUCACAUCGUUCUCUAUCUACUUGUGAUCUCCCAGGAGUCACAGCAGCAGCUGCAGGCACGGAUCCAACCAAACCCAAGUGAGGUGAGCGCCUUUAUGUGGCUGGGACCAGAUGUAGCAGCUGCAGUGGCUGCCACAGAGGAUGGAGCAGAGACAACCAGAACUGUCCCCCAGGACCUACCACCCUCUGUACCGCACAGACCAGACAGAAGUUGUCAUUACACAGUGCAGUGGAGCUGCAGGAGGAUGGAGAAUUCCAACCUCUGGCCGUGCCCAUGUCCACACUGCUGCAGACGACCCCAACCACAGCAGAGGCCAAAGAGAGAGUCAGCACGGGGACUAAGUUUGCCCUCAGGCUCUGGCUGCAACACUUGGGCAGGUAAGAGUAUAGUACUUGAGGGCUCCACGUCACUGGGCUGGAUGGUCUAGAUGUGGUUUUAUGGGCAUGGGGGAGAGGAAGGAAGAAAGAACAACUGCUCUUGGAAAUCCUCAGUGUGACACCCCCACCAUGUAAAAGUGGAGCUCGCAUGGACCCAGGGCCAGCAAAGGAAGCGCCGAACAUGGACCCCCUUCCCCCGAGCCAGGGGUCUGGAAAACAAAGUCCGUAGCCC